ACUCCCAGAAUGAUUGGAAUUGUACACUCAAUGCAGAUGCAAAUCGUAUAAGUACAUAUGGUAUUGAUAAAUUCCACAAUAAAAGUAAAGCUUGAAAACAGAUAUUCUGAUAUCAAUGGCUGUAGUAACUCAACAUGUUUCGCGAUCAGGGGCGGACUGACCAUUUGGAAACUCGGGCACUGCCCGAGGGCCUGGGGUCAGUAGGGGGCCCCAUGAGAUGCCCCUGGUACCUUUUUCAUAGGCUUUUUUGAGUUUGGGCUUUUGAGUUUGGGCAAGGACACAGGGGCCCCAUGAUCCCCUAUUGCCCGGGGGCCCCAU
Molecule: messenger RNA, 318 nt
Organism: Staurois parvus
Lineage: Eukaryota; Metazoa; Chordata; Amphibia; Anura; Ranidae
Source: the annotation of a GenBank genome assembly